Oncorhynchus keta (chum salmon) is the source of this 489-nucleotide messenger RNA. RefSeq names its product profilin-2-like. The transcript is spliced from 4 exons. The coding region runs from base 1 to 333 and encodes 110 amino acids. Gene Ontology annotation, cellular component: cytoplasm. Gene Ontology annotation, molecular function: actin binding. Lineage: Eukaryota; Metazoa; Chordata; Actinopteri; Salmoniformes; Salmonidae. Gene Ontology annotation, biological process: actin cytoskeleton organization; positive regulation of actin filament bundle assembly; regulation of actin filament polymerization. The record is from RefSeq and is a predicted model, not a curated record.
AUGAGGGCCCGACGUUCACAGGCUGCAGAGAUCAAGGCGAUGAUGUCGUUGGAUCGUUCUCCUCUCUUCGCCAGCGGUCUUCAUCUCAGUGGGAACAAGUGUACUGUCCUGAGAGAUAAUCUCCACAUUGAUGGGGACAACACUUUAGAUGUUAAGAUGAGGCCCACUGCUACUGAUGCCCUCUCCUACAGCAUCACCAUCGCAAAGACUGGCCAGACUCUGAUCAUUGUUAAAGGGAUGAAGGACAUUCCCGGAGGAAAGAUCAACAUAAAGGCCUCCGACAUGAUGCAUUACCUGAGGAAGAUUGACCUCUACCCCCUGACCUCCCCCUGACCUCAGUGCUGGUGAAAGUCUAAUGAUUAGAUCCUAGAGCCUUACCUAGGGCAGACUUCACCCUGGGGCCUCAAUGUUCUUUUAGACGACGAUGAUGACGAUGACGAUGAUGAUGAUGAUGAUGAUGACGAUGAUGAUGAUGAUGAUGAUGAUGAU